GUGUGGAUAUGGAACAUCCCCAAGUCCCUUCUUUUGAUGGUUUCUGGCAAAUGCCCAGAAGGGGGACUCAAGAUCACAGGGCCAUUCUACGUUUUUAUGACACAGGAUCUCAUGUAGGCCGACAUGCCCUUGGGACACUGGAGUCCCACAGGCUGUCAGACCAGAGCCCAAAACUUUGCCACCAGCCUUUGGGGACCAGGGCCUUGGGAGCUCCCUGGCUGGUGGCGGUUAGGCAAAGUCUCCUGUCUUGCACCUGUUCCUGUUCCCCCAAAGCUAGCUUCUUGAAAAGAGGCCUUGGGCCACAUUGCCACUGCGGCCCUGGCUCAUGGAACGCAGUGAUGUCAUAAGGGCUGGGCUGCAGAAGGGAAUUGUUCUGGAAGACAUCCAGUCUGGGUGCUUGAAGUCUCUGUGGCUAAAGCAGGAGGCGGUGUCAGAGCCAGACGGAGUCACCACCGCCCUAGCCCUACCGAUGACAAGGCAGUGAGAGCCUGUGGGGAGAGGGAGGGCUGAAGGCCCCAUGAGCCCCAGCCUCUCUCAGGAAGCGCCUGGCAGCAGUCCACUAGGCACAGAAGGUACUGAGAAACCCCAUUCUUGUCUCUUCCUCCCCAGGGUCUCCUGUAGCUAGCUGUUCAACUGAGGAUCUGAGUUCAGUCCCCACCCCCGGGUAAAAGCACACCCCUGUGAGAGGAGCCCUAGUUCGCACUGGCAGCUAACAACGACAGGCAAACUCCAGGCUGGGGUCGGGGGCAUGGUGGGGACCGAUGAUGUGGCUAGGGAAGACACACGCCUCCAACCUCUGGCCGCAACACGCCUGCACACACCUCCCACGCAGGAGAUGCCCUCGCUAACACCCAGUUUGUUUCGUCUCCCGUGCCAGCACCCAUAGCUGGUCUGUAGGUUCUCCCAUCUUUGCCGGGCCAACUCCACCACUGUCUACUUAACUCUGUGAGGGGAAGGACCUCUGCCGUGUACACCUGACUCCCCCCACAACCCGACCCCUGUCACCUUGUUUGAACACCCGUGUGCCUGGUCCCUGGCAAGAGGAUGUCUGACCCUAAGGAACAUGGUGACUCAGAGGGUGGGAGCAUCCAUGUAGCAAAAGCCAUUCUGAAGACCAAAAUCUACAACAAAAUGAAGAAGUCACAAAGACCUCAAGACGCAGAGACGAAGGCCCCAGGUAGCUGCUACUGGACGACAGAGCUUGAUGGCGAGGUAAAGCUGCGCAUGGGCAAGAAUGUGGAGAAUGAACCUCCGGUCACCGUGCCCGACCUAAUCAUGAGUGCUGCCACCAAGUACUCGCACUACCUGGCGAUAGGCUCCAAGUACAAGAAGAGCUGGCAGCUGCUCACCUACAUCGAAUACUAUGAGGCCUGCCGACGCGCAGCCAAGGCCUUCCUCAAGGUGGGCCUGGAACGCUUCCAUGGUGUGGGCAUAAUGGGCUUCAAUUCCACGGAGUGGGUGAUUGCCAGCAUUGGAGCCAUCAUGGCAGGCGGCAUCUCUGUGGGUAUCCUGUGCAGCAACUCACCCAAAGCCUGCCAGGUCAUUGCCGAGGCCUCUGAGAUGGACAUCAUCCUGGUGGACAAUGACAAACAGCUCCAGAAAGUCAACCAGAUCCAGGGCUACCUGAAGCAUCUCAAGGCCAUCAUACAAUACAGAGAAGACAUCCAGGAAGUACAGCCCAAUCUAUACUCGUGGAAAGGCUUCCUGGACCUCGCAGAUGGCAUCUCGGAUGAAAAACUGGACCAAAUCAUCGACUCACAGAAGCCUAACCAGUGCUGUGCUUUGGUGUACAACCAGGGCACCAUAGGGACCCCAAAGGUCAUGAUGCUCAGCCACGACAACAUCACAUGGACCACAGCAGCCACCGUUCAGAGCCUGGGGUACAAGUCUCCGCCUGAUGGUCAGGAGGUCCUUGUGAGCUACCUGCCGCUCUGCUAUGCUGGGGUCCAGAUCUUGGAUGUGUGGGUGGCCAUCUAUGUGGCUGGAACAGUCUACUUCCCCUCAUCGGAGGCAGGGAAGGGGAGUGGACCACCACGAGCCCCUGGCACGGGCUUCCUAACAGAGAUGCUCCACGAAGUCCAGCCCACCACGUUCUGCGGCAUCCCGUGGGUGUGGGACCGUAUGCUGGACAACCUGAAGACCAAACAUCUGGACUCCACUGCCUUCCGCAGGAAGAUCGACCGCUGGGCCAUGCGUGUGGGACUCAGCACCCACAGGAGGCGGCUGCAGGGGCAGAUCCACCAGCCACUGUGCUUCGGCCUGGCCAAGAGGCUGACCUUCGACCCUGCCAGGAAGUUCCUGGGUCUCAACCAUUGCCAGCAGUUCCUGAACCUGGGUCUGGGUCUGCCGAGGGCCACGGUGGACUUCUUCCUCAGCCUGAACAUCCCCAUCUUUCAGCUGUACGGCUUGACCGAGAGCAGUGGACUGCACACUCUGUCCAGCCACCAGGCUUUCCGACUCCUGAGCUGUGGGAAGGCACUGCCCAACUGUCACACAAAGGUGGAAAAAGAGAACCGCGAAGGCAUCGGAAAGUUGUGUCUGUGGGGCCGCCACAUCUUCAUGGGGUACCUCAAUGACAAGGCAAGCACGGAGAAGAAGAUGGACAACCAGGGCUGGCUACACACAAACAACCUGGGCUUCUUGGACGUUGACAAGUUCCUCUAUGUCAUGGGGAACAGCAACGAUAUAAUCACGCUGAGUUCAGGCGAAAUGGUCAACCCGAGUCCCAUUGAGGAGCGAGUGAAGACGCGCAUCCCCAUCGUGCGCUACGUGAUGCUGGUGGGCCAGGAUGCCCCAUACCUGUGCGCCCUCCUCACGUUAAAGUGUCAGAUCAAUCCGGAGACUGGAGAGGCUCGGGGCGCCCUGACCAGUGAGGCCGUGGCCUGCUGCCGGAAGCUGCGGAGCCGGUCCACAUGGUUGACAGAUGUCCUAGAAAACCGUGACCCCUUGGUCACAGAGUUCAUCAACCAGGGCAUCCAGGACGUGAAUGCGGAGGCACCCUCGGAGGGCGCCAAGAUCAUUAAGUGGGUCAUUCUAGACAGCGAUUUCUCUGUUGGCGGUGGGGAGCUCGGGCCCAUGUCCAAACUGAACAGGACCAUUGUGACGAAGAUAUACCAGGAAGACAUCCAGAAGUUCUACGAGAUAAGCACCUAGCAGCCCCGUGCAGCCCGUCUUCACUCAGGUGCUGGUAGUUCGUGGUUUUCAUUCUGCCUAUUAAAGGACAAUUUCUACAGUGGGGGAAGUGCUCUGGGUGAGGACCUGGGCAGAAGGCAUAUCCUGCCCUCUAGAGUUGGGAUCAAUUGUAAAAAUUAAAUGUGUUCACUUAAGAGGUGACUCUCACCCAGGGGUGAUUUUGUCAAGGGACACUGGGUGACAUCUAGCUGUCGUGACUGACGUGAAGUGGGUGGAGGUCCAGGACACUGCCCAGUUGCUCAGCAGGGCCGAGGCCCCUCAGAUGCCUGGGUAAGAUCCUAAAUUGUAGUGACCUCUGACCCAGGGAUCAUGUUGACACCUCAAGCAAAACUCCCAAACUGAAAUGGCUCCCACCCUAGACUUUAUUUUUACUUUGAAAACUACACUUUUUUCUCUUGGCCAUAGUCUGGUGCCCAGGCCCUUACACCAGGAUAGUUUUCAGUCAGGCCUCCAGCCCUUCACUGGGGUAUUCUAGGUGGGACUCCACCCUGACCACACCCCCAACCCCUCACUGGGGAUUCUAGACUGGAGCUUGAGUUAUAGUGUUGUGAGCUGCCAUAUGGGUGCUGGGAACUGAAUGUGGGUCCUCUGUAAGAGCAGCAAACGCUCCUAACUACUGAGCUGCUUCUAAUCCACUUAUACACUAUACUAAAUGAGAAGUUGAGGAAUUUCUGAGACCUACAGUUACAGUGCAAAUACUUCCAGCUGCUGCAACUCUGGUAAAGGGACCUGACAGCAGCCCUUGGGCAUGACGCUUAUGGGCAGACUUAGGAGAUCUUGUGCUGUCUUCAUCAGAACCAGCUGGGAGGGACUGCCCACCCCUACCCAUGCUCUCAACACCUCAAACUACAUUAAUGCGCUUCAACUCUUCAGUUUUUGUGUUUCCAAGGCAGGGUUUCUGUGUAGUCCUGAAUGUCCUAGAAUUCACUAUGUAGACUAGACUGGCCUCUGCCUGUGACGUGUUCAAGACAGCAUGUGCUGAAGUAGCCCUGGGACAUGUGGCUGAACACGUUCUGAUAGGAGCUUAGGACCUCAGGGAACUUCCUAUGAGCUGGGGCAGCCUGCGAGCACACACACAUUUACAACGGAGGAAAUGGAACGCAUCUCCUGGUGUCCUGUCAGUCUCAUUAAAAUGUAGGAAGAAAUGACACCCAGAAGGUUCUGGAAGAAACAAGUUUCCUGAGGCCUGGGAGUCAGCAGAGACAGCUUGAAAUGGGCACCCAUGCUGGAGUGGGCUCAUGGUGACAGUUCCAAGUAUCAAUCUCCCUGACUCUCUAAGCUAGCUGAUGUCUUUGGUCCGUCAUGGGGACCCCAUCUGGAGUGAAUCCGCAUUACCCAGAAAGUUGUAACAAAGUGCACGGUUCGGGUUUCUGGCUCCCAGCCUGACUUCAUCCUCAAAAAAAAAAAAAAAAAAAACCAAAACCCUGAGUAUGGGUAGUUCUUGUACCUGUCUGGAGGUGGAGAUGAUGAUCUAGACAAUGCUGGCAGUCCAGACCAGCAUUAGUAGGAAGGGACACCUCUGUGUGAGACAGACUAGUGGUUCGUGGUAAAGUUUCAAGGCGAGGCUUUGGUAUAGUCCUGUAGCUGUGUCAUAAGGUAGGGGACACUGGCAAGAACACACAUGAGAAAGAAUAUGUUGAGCUCAGGGGACGGGUUGGCCUCCAGGACAGCAGUCAUGUUCACAUGAGAACAUCAAUGAUCCCUCAAGGGAUAUCACCACCACUGGGACGUUAGCUGAGUAAGCACUACCACAGGCUGCUGCUGAGUGCAGGGCAAAGUGCUCAUUUAGUGCAGAGCCCUGGGCUCUCAUCCUCAGUACCAUACAGACCAGUGUGGGGUGCACACCUGCCAGCCCAGCAUUCAGGAGGGAGAGGCAGGAGGACUAGGAGCUCAAGGCUAGCCUGGGCCACACAACACUGUCUCAAAACAAAACCACUGUAACAAAAAAUGACUGGAGUGUGAAGAGGGCGAGGCUGCAGUUGGAACAUGGCCUGCCCUCAGCAGCACUCUCACAGAGCUUGGCUCUCCAUGGCUGUUGGGAGGUUGGGGGAUUCUGGGUGCACAGCCCUAUCUCUUCAUGUGCACACCAACUCUUCAGGCACUCACGGAACGUACAUAAAGACUUCGCCAGAAGCCAAGCUGAUGUAGCAGCCUGACUGGAACUCACUUUCGGAACUGCAAGCCACACAAAUCUUUUCUUAUUUACAAAUUACCUAGUCUCAGGUCAUUUGUUAUAGCCACAGACAGUAUUAUUCAGUGAUCCAGAUUCCCAACAAACUUGGCUAAGUCCAAAUUUAGUAAAUUCAAACUUUAUGUGCAUACAUGUCUUUAAUAAAAACAGUGCACAUGUAUGCUUGUGGAGACCAGACAGCAAACCUUUGUUCUCAUUUGGGAACUGUUCUCAUCUUUUUAAAUACAACAGGGUCUCUCACUGAACUCACUGGCUGUCCGUGAGCUCUAGAGAGCCCCCUUUUGCUGCCUUGUUUGGGGAUGGGGUGGAGAGGGCUCAGUGCUGACGAGUGCCUGCUGCCCUCCCACAAUCACACCACACAGCUCACAAGGAUCUGCAGCUCUAGCUGUCCUCUGGCCCACACCAGCACUUCCCAAUCACUUCCCAACACACACACACUUCAUUACACAUGGACUGUGGAUUCUGAAAUGGAACCCAGGUUCCCAAGCUUAUACAGUGAUUUUUUUUUCAAUGUCUCCCAGCUCUCAGAUUUUUUGAAUUGCCCAUGGAUCUCUCUGCAGGGCCCCUGCCACCUGGUGUAGACAGCAAACAUAAGUGAACACUCGUCUGACAGUUCCCACAACAACAGCUUUCUGGAACCAUGUCUAGCGAGCUGUACCUGAUAAGCAAAGUGGUUUGGGAAGGAAGUGUCAAGCCCUAGAGGCCAGAGAAGAGUCCAUUUUCACUGCUGAGCAUGAAUCCCCAGCUACUACUACCUGCUAACAGGACUCAAGAGGUGGCUGCCCUAUGGGCAUGGUGGCCAAGGAUUUGGGUUUCUGUAUGCCACCCAUAUCCAAAGUCUGUGAAAGUAGGUCCUGUGAGGGUGACACCAGAGGUUCAAGGCUCUACAAGGUGCAGGAACUUGGGGGUCCCUGCAAAAGGUGCCCUCUUUCCACUCCACCCCCUCCUUCCCAUCUUCACCCUUCUGUCGACCCACCCACCCCUCUGCAACC
This is a messenger RNA of Alexandromys fortis (reed vole), 6375 nucleotides long. RefSeq names its product long-chain-fatty-acid--CoA ligase ACSBG2-like. The coding region runs from base 1045 to 3153 and encodes 702 amino acids. Gene Ontology annotation, molecular function: long-chain fatty acid-CoA ligase activity. The record is from RefSeq and is a predicted model, not a curated record. The transcript has 13 exons. Gene Ontology annotation, cellular component: membrane; endoplasmic reticulum. NCBI's taxonomy places the organism in Eukaryota, Metazoa, Chordata, Mammalia, Rodentia, Cricetidae.